UGCUUCUUGUUUUUUUUUAAAAAAAUAAAAAUUAUCUUAUAAUGGAAGAAAAAAAAAGCGCAUUACCUAGUACAAGUGGUCAUUGCGCAAAUGUAAAUAAUGAAACUGUUUCGAUUAAAGAAAAUGGAAAAGAAAAAUAUUCUACUUUACAACUUCCUCCUUCUUUUGCAGAAUCAGAAUUUCAUCAGAUUCAACGAAAUCAGAAUUCAAGAGGAGCAUUAUUAAAGUGGUCAAAUGUGCCCUCUAGAUAUCCAAAUUUGAGUAAUGCUUGGGAGUUUGCGGGAUGGGGAAGUACAUACUAUCUUGAAAUUGAUCCAUCAGAUAUUGAAACUUCUAAAAAGGAAUUAACACAAAAAGUAACUAUUGGACAAUGGCGAGCGACAUCUAUUGCUGGUAAUGACUUGAUUGCCUCUGUUUUAUAUUCUAUUGGUCCUUGUGUGCUACAAUCAGGAAAAUAUGCUCCAAUUUCAAUGCUACUUGUUGCACUACUGAUGUAUCCAAUGAAACGUAUUAUCACUGAGGUAGCUACAGCUAUGCCUCUAAAUGGAGGAACUUACAAUGCUAUGUUGAAUUCUACAUCAAAGUCCACAGCUGCAGUUGCUGCAUGUCUUUCGAUUCUGGAUUAUCUAGCAACUUGCGUUGUAUCAGCAUCAACCGCAAGUGCUUAUCUAGCAGCAGAAGUUACUCUACCUGAAAAACUAACACCAUUUGUAUUGACCAUUGUCAUCUUGAUACUUUUUUCGUUAAUCUGUUUAUUAGGCUUAAGGGAGUCAUCUACACUAACACUUUCUAUCUUUUCUUUACAUCUAAUCACUAUGGCUGUUGUGAUGAUGACAAGUAUCAUUAUGUGGGGGAAAAAUGGGAAUGAAACUUUAAUUGAUAAUUGGACAAAGAUAGCUAAUCCUCCAGGUACAAGUCCUAUUUUGAUGAUUGUAAAAGGUGUUUGUAUUGGGUUAUUAGGCGUCACUGGAUUUGAAUCUGCUGAAAAUUAUAUUGAAGAUUUAAGUCAUGGAACAUUUCCUAAAGUCAUGGAUAAUAUGUUUCGAUUUUUAUUAGCUUUGAAUGCACCCAUGACACUCUUUGUUACCGUCUUAGUCCCCAUUCCAAUUAUUCAAGAGAAUGCAGCUCAUGCAGUAUCUAUAUUAGGAGAGUAUGCAGCUGGUGGACAUCGCUGGUUACGUCUUUGGAUUAUGAUAGACGCAGUGAUUGUAUUAUGUGCUGGUGUCUUGACUGGACUUAUUGGAGCUAUUGGUUUAGUACAACGAAUGGCAAGUGAUGGUAUUUUACCCCAGUUCUUCUUGAACCGAAAUCGAUUCACAGGCUCUUAUCAAUACAUUAUUCUUAUUUUCUUAAUUCUAAGUAUCACACUUUAUUCAAUUGUAGGAGGGGAUACAAGUUCCUUAUCUGGCGUAUUUGCAGUGGCUUUCUUAGGCAGCUUAUCUACCUUUACUUUUGCAAAUAUUAUGAUUAAAUACAAAAGGAAUCGUUUGCCACGGCUUUCUAAAGUAUCCCUUCCAACUGUACUCUUGACCUGUCUUAUUUUACUAGCAAGUUUAAUUGGCAAUAUUAUAAUCAAUCCUAUGAUUGCAGAAUAUUUUGUUAUAUACUUUAUCGUAGUUUUAGUGGUGGUAUUAUCGAUGUUGAAACGUUGUUGGCUAUGGAAACUUUGCUAUUGGUUAUUCAGUCAAAUGGAUUUAUUACAUAAAUAUUACCCUCAUUUAUCAGAAAAGAUAGAGUACUUUAUACAGGUUCAUAUAAAGAAAAUAAGAAAGAAUCCAAUAGUAUUCUUUUUGAAGACAGACGAGCCUCAUGUAAUGAACAAAGCCAUACAAUACAUAAAAAAGAAUGAAGAUGCGGGUCAAAUCAAGUUUAUUCAUCUAUAUCAACAUUUAAAUGAUAUACCUGACCAUUUAGAGGCACAUCAUCAUAUGUUGGAUCAAAUUUAUCCCAAGAUUCAAAUUGAUCUAAUAUUUAUUCAAGGUGAAUUUAGUCCUGAAACUGUAGAUUCUAUAUCUAGACAGUUAAAUAUAUCUAAAUCACAAAUGUUUAUGGCUUGUCCUGGUAAAGACUUUAAACAUUCAUUUGGUGAUUUCGGUGGCUUACGUAUUAUCAUGUUAUAAUAACCUAUAUAUCACCCACCCACCCAACCAACCAACACAUUUUUUUAUUUUUUUUUUAUUUUCAUGUUUUAUUUUAUUUUAAAUGGAUAAUUUUUAGUUGAUCUUCAAAAGUUCAACGUCAAAAAUCAAAGUAGCUCUAGGAGGAAUAAGACCAGGGUAACCACGUUCACCAUAAGCAUAAUCAUAAGUACAAGUCAAUCUAGCCUUUUGACCGAUAGACAAUUGAGGGACACCUUCAUCCCAACCCUUAAUAACUUGACCAACACCAAUAGUGCAUUGGAAAGGGGAGUUACGGUCGCGAGAAGAAUCAAACUUAGUACC
Cokeromyces recurvatus is the source of this 2441-nucleotide messenger RNA. Its product is annotated as amino acid permease-domain-containing protein. The coding region runs from base 42 to 2120 and encodes 692 amino acids. Gene Ontology annotation, cellular component: membrane. The record is from RefSeq and is a predicted model, not a curated record. Gene Ontology annotation, biological process: amino acid transport; transmembrane transport. Gene Ontology annotation, molecular function: amino acid transmembrane transporter activity. NCBI's taxonomy places the organism in Eukaryota, Fungi, Mucoromycota, Mucoromycetes, Mucorales, Mucoraceae. The transcript is spliced from 6 exons.